AUGUACAGAAUAUACCCGCGGCUACGGUUUGGGAGCAUGACCACUAUGCGAGGGACGAGCGUGCGGGCGUCGAUGAUGCAUGGCGACUCCAUAUGCAGCAGCAGGUCCAGAGUUGGGAUGUGAGGAUGGCGAGCCUAGCGGUGGUCGGACAUGACACUCCCAUCCAUGUGUACAUGGAGUGGUACAUGCGGAUCACUCGCAUCAUUAUUGGCAACCCCUCUAGGCGUCGUCCAGAUGGCCUGGGAUAUGUAGCUCUCGCAGGAGCGUACGAGGCGUUAGUACGGACCGUUCAGAUGAUGCGCUAUGAGAGCACUGCCCGUACGGAGGCCCCCGAGAUGGCGGAGUAUGCAGCACGGAUGAUUGAGCUUGCCGAGACUGGUAUGAGACAGGCACAUGACUUUGAGCGUCUCCAUGAGCGUGUUCCCAGUGCCCCACCUGGGGCAGCAGGUGGUCGUGGUCGCCGAGGAGCUGGUGGUCGUCGCAGAGGUGGUAGGGCUGGCAGAGGUGAUGAGGCUCCGUCGACUAUAGAGAUCCAGCCGAGUUCUUACCGGCCGGCAACUACAGAUAUCCCAUCGACUUCUCAUUCCCGUCCGUCGACUUCACAGACACCUCUGUAUACGCCGGACCUUUUUUCAGGUUAUGUGCCCUGGCCUUCACUUUCACAUCCACCAGUUCGUGAUCCACAGGGUGAGCGGCCGGUUCGUGAUCUACAGGGUGGCCUACAUCUGCACUUCGACGACUCUAUGUUCGAGGACUUCGUGUUUGAUAUGGCACCAUCUGCAUCUCCUGCUCCGGGGGCCGCUCAGGAGCCCUCUCACCAGGCAUCUCAGGAGGCCGUCGACACACAGGUUCAUUGUUCUACGCCUGUGGGUCCACAGGAGCGACCCAUCCAGGAGACUACCUCAUAUUCACCACCACACCCAUCUCAGGAGCCUACAGACCCAUCUCAGGAGCCUACUCAGGCGCCCGUUGACACACAGAUUCAUCCUUCGGCACCUGAGGUGGCGACUCCCGACGAGGUAGAGGUCGAGACACCAGACCACACUCAGCCUGAAGUUCUGAGUGUGCCAGCGGGACCAGAUCCCAAGAAGAAGCACAUUCUAGUCAAGGGAGCACGGGGCAGGCGAAGAGAUGAUGAUCAUGACUUGGAGCGCCCUGUUAUUAAGAGGAAAAAGGGCGAUGGAGAUGAUGACGAGGGCGGUGGGGAUGGUAUGAGCCUUAGGCCUAGGGAUAGUCUCCGACAUACUACUUGUGGGACCCAUCCUCGAUAG
Molecule: messenger RNA, 1271 nt
Organism: Lycium ferocissimum
Lineage: Eukaryota; Viridiplantae; Streptophyta; Magnoliopsida; Solanales; Solanaceae
Exons: 4
Coding region: 93-1271 (392 amino acids)
Source: RefSeq, a predicted model, not a curated record